Messenger RNA from Carassius gibelio (silver crucian carp), 14931 nucleotides. Its product is annotated as voltage-dependent P/Q-type calcium channel subunit alpha-1A. Gene Ontology annotation, biological process: chemical synaptic transmission; calcium ion import across plasma membrane. Gene Ontology annotation, cellular component: voltage-gated calcium channel complex; neuronal cell body; membrane. The transcript has 47 exons. The coding region runs from base 1175 to 8332 and encodes 2385 amino acids. NCBI's taxonomy places the organism in Eukaryota, Metazoa, Chordata, Actinopteri, Cypriniformes, Cyprinidae. The record is from RefSeq and is a predicted model, not a curated record. Gene Ontology annotation, molecular function: high voltage-gated calcium channel activity; calcium ion binding.
UGCUCAAAACCCGCCAGAUGAUCUGAGGAGGAUCGCGCUCGAGACCUCGCGUCGACAAAAAUUUAACUUUUAAAGCCAAAAUAACCGAUCGUUUUCCACUAAGGCGACAGGGAAAAAACGAAGAGGAGCAUUUUGGGGUACUUCAGGCAAUGGGUGCCUCUCGGUUCCUCUCGGUUACCACAGAAGAUGCGAGUUCGAGCUUCAAUUCACGCGCUCCAGCGCCUCUCCAAAACUGAUGAUGCUCCUUACAACGACUACCGUCGACUUUUUCGCGUCUCGGAUCUCUCUACGAGUUCUGGAGUAUAGAUGAUAAUUGUUUUAGUGAGGAAUUGAGGGAGAAACCGCGAGAGAUCACCAUUAUAUCUUGACAUGAUGUUUUUUGUUUUCCCAGCGCGCGCUCACGCCCACCCUAUUGGACCGAUAUGGCUGCAAAAAAGCUAAUAAACUUAAAUUACUAAAAUCAACAAAUGUCACCGAGGUGUGGAUUUUUUGGGGAAGCCCCGUCGUCUGCAUUUACGAGAGUAAUUCGAGAGUUUGGCGGAGGGGAGGCUGAAUAUUACCACAGUAGCCUAUACCAAACAUUGCGGAUACCACAGAAAUAAAUUAAUUAUUUAAAGGGUUUCACCAUUUUUCUUUUCUAUAUAACUGUCUUGUGGAUGUGAGAUAAAAACGAUAAUGCAACUGAGAAAGACACAUUAACCUGAUGCAGUUGAUGCCAAUUUACAUGUAAUGUAUUAAUGCAGUUAUGCUAAAAGGAUUUGUAUGUACACCUUGCAAAUGGCAAGUCGACCCACACCGAGCUGUUGAGACGGGAAAUACUUCUUAAAAUGUGGAUCCCACCCUCCUGGGGAAGAUAAUCCGUCGACAUUUUAUCUGUUUAUGUUUGACUAUUUGUUGAGCUGACUGCAUCACUGAAAAGGACAUACUCCAUCUAUCCAUCCAUCAAUCUCGUUAUCUGAGUCCCUUUUUUGGCUCUGACACACACUCACACACAUUCCCCCAUCCACUGAUCUUGUUUGGUGCUUUAUGAUGGACAUUUCUUAGCCAUGAAGAUCAGAUCUGAAUGUCUGUGUGCUCUGUGCUGAGGCGGAUGGGGUGGAAUGUGGUGUUGUCACCCUGAGACAUCACCCCCUUCUCGGCUGCUUCGUAACGAUUGGCGUUUGGUGUCUACAGAAUGGCUCGGUUCGGAGACGAAGUGCCGGCCAGGUAUGGCGGCGGGGGCCCCGGUCAGGGGGGACCCGGCCGCGGCGGGAGCAGGCAGGGCGGCCCGCCAGGGGCCCAAAGGAUGUACAAGCAAUCGAUGGCCCAGAGAGCCCGGACCAUGGCCAUCUACAACCCGAUCCCGGUCCGACAGAACUGCCUGACGGUCAACCGCUCUCUGUUUCUCUUCAGUGAAGACAACAUAAUUAGAAAAUUCGCCAAAAAGAUCACUGAAUGGCCUCCGUUUGAGUGGAUGAUUUUGACCACCAUCAUUGCCAACUGCAUCGUACUGGCUCUUGAACAACACUUACCAGAUGGAGACAAAACUCCACUGUCAGAACGACUGGAAGAAACAGAGCCCUAUUUCAUUGCAAUUUUCUGUUUUGAGUCGGGCAUUAAGAUUCUUGCACUGGGAUUUGCCUUCCACAAGGGCUCCUACCUGAGAAACGGCUGGAAUGUGAUGGACUUUGUAGUGGUGCUCACGGGUAUCCUGUCCUCUGUGGGGUCAGAAUUAGACCUGCGGACAUUGCGAGCAGUCAGAGUAUUGCGGCCGCUAAAAUUGGUGUCAGGAAUUCCAAGCCUGCAGGUGGUGCUAAAGUCAAUUAUGAAGGCUAUGAUUCCACUGCUGCAAAUCGGCGUGCUCUUAUUUGUGGCCAUCCUCAUGUUUGCCAUCAUUGGUCUGGAGUUCUACAUGGGCAAAUUCCACCGCACCUGUUUCGACAAUGUCACAGGUGAGCUUGACUUAAAGACGAACGAAAAACACUUGACCUUUAAAAUUGUAUACCUUUUACCAAAUCCUGUGCAUUUACAUAACCCAGGCGAGAUGUUUGACGAACAGCCCUGUGGUGAGCAAUAUCCUGCUCGAGUGUGUGAGAAAGGGUCGGUGUGUGCUGAAGACUGGCUUGGGCCAAACUAUGGCAUCACACAGUUCGACAACGUCCUUUUUGCCGUGCUCACUGUUUUCCAGUGCAUCACCAUGGAGGGUUGGACUGACAUGCUUUAUUAUAGCAAUGAUGCCUUAGGGAGUGCCUGGAACUGGAUGUACUAUGUUCCCCUCAUCAUCAUCGGAUCCUUCUUCAUGCUAAAUCUGGUGUUGGGUGUCCUCUCAGGUGAGUUUGCCAAAGAAAGAGAGCGUGUGGAGAACAGGAGCGAGUUCCUCAAGCUCAAACGUCAGCAGCAGAUUGAGAGAGAGCUCAACGGAUAUCUGGAGUGGAUCUGCAAAGCAGAGGAAGUCAUACUCACUGAGGAUGAUGAUGGCACUGGAUCUCGUCGUAGGCCCACCAUAAAGAAAAACAAAUCUGACCUGUUAAAUCCAGAAGAGGGGGAGGACCACAUGGGAGACGCAGUUGGCUCACCUUUUGCUCGUGGGAGCAUAAAGAGCGGAAUGGGCGAUGGGACUGGAUUUAGCAAGAAAGAGCGACGUCUGCGCUUCUUCAUUCGAAAGAUUGUAAAGACUAAGGCGUUCUACUGGACUGUCCUCAGCCUGGUGGGACUCAACACACUGUGUGUGGCUGUAGUUCACUAUGAUCAGCCCGAGCUACUGUCGGACUUCCUCUAUUAUGCUGAGUUCAUUUUCCUAGGCCUCUUUAUGUCAGAGAUGCUGAUUAAGAUGUACGGACUGGGAACGCGUCCUUAUUUCCACUCCUCAUUCAACUGUUUCGACUGUGCAGUCAUCGUUGGCAGCAUAUUUGAGGUGUUCUGGGCCAUGGUGAAGCCGGGGGCGUCCUUUGGAAUCAGUGUGUUGCGAGCUCUUCGACUGCUUAGGAUCUUCAAAGUCACCAAAUACUGGGCAUCUUUGCGUAAUCUAGUAGUGUCUCUUCUAAACUCCAUGAAGUCCAUCAUCAGUUUACUUUUCCUUCUCUUCCUCUUCAUCGUGGUCUUUGCUCUUCUCGGGAUGCAGCUGUUCGGUGGACAGUUUAACUUUGAGCUAGGCACUCCUCCAACAAACUUCGAUACUUUCCCUGGUGCCAUAAUGACAGUGUUUCAGAUUCUAACUGGAGAGGACUGGAACGUAGUGAUGUAUGACGGCAUUAAGUCUCAGGGAGGAGUGGACAAAGGAAUGGUCUUCUCCAUAUUCUUCAUUGUCCUUACACUCUUUGGCAACUACACACUACUGAAUGUAUUCUUGGCUAUCGCUGUGGACAACCUGGCCAAUGCUCAGGAACUAACUAAGGAUGAACAGGAGGAAGAGGAGGCCACAACACAAAAGAUUGCUCUCCAAAAAGCAAAAGAAGUGGCAGAAGUGAGCCCACUGUCUGCUGCCAACCUAUCUAUUGCUGCAGUUACAGUAAAAUCUGAACAUAUCGAUGCCACAGACAGUUUACUGGACUGUAAAGAGCAGCAGAAGAACUCGAAGGUUUCUAAGUCAGUGUGGGAGCAGCGCACGAGUGAGAUCCGCAGACAGAACCUGAUGACCAGCAGAGAGGCGCUUUACAAUGAACUUGAUGCAGAAGAUCACUGGAAGAUGAACUACCACAACCGUCCUGACAUGAAGACCCACUUGGACCGCCCACUAGUAGUUAAUCCUCAGGAGAACCGCAACAACAACACCAACAAGCCCCGACCGGGUGAACCAAACCCCCAGGAGCUAAACCAGCAGCAGGGUGAAGAAUACCUGCAGCACCAGUCCCGAUACCACCACCAUCACAGUCAUCAUCAUCACCACCACCACUCCAGCCGCCAGUCCCUACACCACCCAGAGCUGGGGGAGGCAGGCUGCGAUUGUGCCCAGAGGGGAGGCGAGGAUGUGGGGGGUGCAGGGGAGCACAGACGACCCCGACACAACCAGCACAGAAGAAAGGAUGAGGAUGGAGGGAGAAGACACAGAGAGCACCACAGCAGAGGGGAGACUGGAGGAGAAGGGGAGGAGGGCCAAGAGAAGAGGCAGAGGAGGCAUCGCCAUGGAAACCAUGGGGAUGGAGAUGGAAGGAGGGAUAGAGAACGGAGUCGACAGCAUAGAGCUAGAAAAGAGGGUAGUUUAUCAACAGCUCGCCCAAUUCAGCCAGGUCUUCCUCAUGCAGAGAGCCAGUACAGCGAGGAUCUGGACAACCUGCGAAAUAGCAGCAAGAUGGCCAGCCACGACGCUGACCCCGACUUUUAUGACCCCUACUAUGACCCAGAGCAGGCCAAUAACCUGCUGAACCUGCGUGGACCAGAUUUCCAUGACAGCAGUCUCAUUCUGACUGACUGCACCAAAACCCCCCACAGACUUGACCAUACUGCCAUAAAUAUGCCCCCGAUUUACCCCUCGUUCAACGCCAAACUGCAAGUGAACAAGAAUGCCAACACAGAGCCAGCUAAAGAAGGAGAGAAGAAAGAGGAGGAGGAAGACAAUGGUGGUGAUGAAGAUGGCCCCAAACCCAUUCCUCCGUUCAGUUCCUGUUUCAUCCUAUCCACAACCAACCCGUUUCGAAGAUGUUGUCAUUACAUCCUGACGCUACGUUAUUUCGAGAUGUGUAUUCUGUCAGUCAUCGCUAUGAGCAGCAUUGCUUUAGCUGCUGAGGAUCCGGUGUGGCCGGAAUCACCUCGAAACAACGUAUUGCGUUACUUUGACUAUGUCUUCACUGGCGUGUUCACCUUUGAGAUGCUCAUCAAGAUGGUGGUAUUGGGCUUGGUUUUGCAUGAAGGCUCAUAUUUUCGUGACUUGUGGAACUUUCUGGACUUUGUAGUGGUUAGUGGUGCCCUGGUAGCCUUUGCCUUCACAGGGAGCAGUAAGGGGAAAGACAUCAGUGUCAUCAAGUCUCUGAGGGUCCUAAGGGUGCUACGUCCACUCAAGACCAUCAAACGUCUUCCCAAACUAAAAGCGGUGUUUGACUGUGUAGUGAACUCUCUGAAGAACGUGUUGAACAUCCUCAUUGUCUACAUGCUGUUCAUGUUCAUCUUCGCUGUGGUGGCCGUGCAGCUUUUUAAGGGACGAUUCUUCUACUGCACCGAUGAAUCCAAAGAGUUUGCCCAUGACUGCAGGGGUGAAUAUUUGGUGUACGAGCGCGAAAACGAGGUGAAAUCGCAGAAGCGGGAGUGGAAGAAGUACGAUUUCCACUACGACAACGUGCUUUGGGCCCUGCUUACUCUCUUUACUGUGUCCACCGGAGAGGGAUGGCCACAGGUGUUGAAGCACUCGGUGGACUCCACUUAUGAGGACCAGGGCCCGAGCCCGGGGUACCGGAUGGAAAUGUCUAUCUUUUACGUGGUGUACUUCGUUGUCUUCCCCUUCUUCUUCGUAAACAUCUUUGUAGCUCUCAUCAUCAUCACUUUCCAGGAGCAAGGAGACAAGAUGAUGGAGGACUACAGCCUCGAAAAGAAUGAGAGAGCCUGUAUUGAUUUCGCUAUAAAUGCCAAACCUCUAACACGCCACAUGCCUAAGAACAAGCAAAGCUUUCAGUACCGAAUGUGGCAAUUUGUAGUGUCACCUCCGUUUGAGUACAGUAUCAUGGCUCUCAUUGCGCUCAACACCAUUGUCCUUAUGAUGAAGUAUCAUAAGGCACCUUCUAUGUAUGAUGAAGUCCUGAAGAACCUGAAUAUAGUGUUCACCACACUCUUCUUCAUGGAGUGCGUUCUGAAAAUCAUUGCCUUUGGUCCCAGAAAUUAUGUCCGAGAUGCUUGGAAUAUUUUUGAUUUUGUGUCUGUUGUCGGCAGCAUCACUGAUAUUUUGGUGACAGAGCUAUGGAAUAACUUCAUAAACCUGAGUUUUCUGAGACUCUUCCGAGCAGCACGUCUCAUUAAACUUUUGAGGCAGGGCGAGACCAUUCGCAUUCUGCUUUGGACCUUCGUUCAGUCAUUUAAGGCUCUGCCGUAUGUGUGCCUGCUCAUUGCAAUUCUGUUCUUCAUCUAUGCCAUCAUUGGCAUGCAGUUGUUUGGGAACUUGCGGCUGGAUGCAGAGGAAGGUAGUGCAAUCAAUGAACACAAUAACUUCAGAACCUUCAUCAUGGCCCUGAUGCUCCUCUUCAGGAGUGCCACAGGCGAGGCAUGGCAUGAGAUCAUGCUGGCAUGUCUCGGAGGAAUGGAGUGUGAUGAAAGCUCUGGGAACGAGGGCGCAGAGUGCGGCAGCAACUUUGCUUAUGCCUACUUUGUCUCUUUCAUCUUCCUCUGUUCUUUCCUGAUGCUGAAUCUCUUUGUCGCCGUCAUCAUGGAUAACUUUGAGUACCUGACCAGGGACUCCUCCAUUCUGGGUCCACAUCAUUUGGAUGAGUAUGUCAGGAUUUGGGCAGAGUAUGAUCCAGCAGCCUGCGGCAGGAUCAGUUACAGUGAUAUGUAUGAGAUGCUCAGGCACAUGUGUCCUCCGCUAGGCCUGGGGAAGAGGUGCCCAGCUCGGGUCGCCUACAAGAGACUGCUACGCAUGGAUCUACCUGUUGCAGAUGACAACACGGUGCAUUUCAACUCCACUUUGAUGGCUUUGAUACGCACAGCUCUGGACAUCAAAAUCGCUAAGGGAGGCGCAGACAAACACCAGAUGGAUGCCGAGCUCCGUAAGGAAAUGAUGGCGAUUUGGCCAAAUCUCUCCCAGAAGAACCUGGAUCUGCUGGUAACACCACACAAGUCAGCAACAGACCUGACAGUGGGCAAGAUCUACGCCGCCAUGAUGAUCAUGGAGUACUACCGGCAGAGCAAGGCCAAAAAGCUGCAGGUGCUUCGUGACGAGCAGAACCGAACGCCAUUAAUGUUUCAGCGCAUGGAGCCAUCCCCGAACCAGGAAGGGGGACAGGGGGUGAACGGUUUCCCCGAGUUGCCACAGGAACCUGUCAACAGCCUGCCUCCGGAGGGUGGAAUGAGUGAGAGCCAGUCGUGGGUGACAUCACGAGCCCAGGAAAUGUUCCAGAAGUCUGUUCCAGAAAACUGGAACCCUGACAGACCGUGUCCUAAUGACCACCACGACAGCCGUCACAAUCCACAGACGGUAGAAAUGAGAGAGAUUGGGCCUGUUGGGGACGGUUACUCGGACACUGAGCCCUAUCACCCAAUGGAAGGGCAUGGGCGGACCAUCUCCAUGCCACGCCUCUCAGCAGACAACCAAACCAUCACAGACACAAGUCCAAUGCGCCGUUCUACAUCUUCACUGGUUCACGGACGUUCAGGACGAGGCGUGCGACUGGACGAUUACUCUCUGGAACGGGUGGUGUCAGAAGAGGGUCACCGACACGGUCCACGAAGAAGAGAACGGGAUCGAGACCGGGAGAGAGACCGCAGUCACCGCACCUCAGAGAGAUCCCUUGCUCGCUAUACAGAUGCAGACACAGGUCUGGGCACAGAUCUCAGCACCACUACACAAUCAGGUGACCUUCCGACUAAAGAGAGAGAACGAGAAAGGGGUCGAGCAAAAGACCGUCGCCACCACCACCACCAUCAUCAUCAUCACCACCACAGCAGCUCGGUGGAUAAAGAGCAGUACGGUCAUGAGCGCGACUACCACCGUCAUCCUCAAGACAGAACUGAUCGCCACUGGUCCCGCUCACCGAGUGAGGGGAGAGGGCAUAGACAGGGCAGUAGUUCUGUGAGCGGAAGCCCCGUUCCCUCGACGUCGGGGACCAGCACCCCCCGACGUGGUCGCCGGCAGUUGCCCCAGACACCGUCUACACCACGCCCUCAUGUCACCUACUCCCCUGCCGUCCGCAAGCCUCCAUACGGCUCCCCGGGCCAGGGUCGACUCCGUUCCCCUUCCCCGCGACACUUCUCUCCACCGGGUCACGAACCGCCCUACCAUCAUCCACCCUCCCGCCAUGCCUCGCCCCAUCACGGCUCACCCCGGCACGCCUCCCCGCGCUCUCCCAGGCAUGCAUCUCCCAGGUCCCCACGUCAUGGCCGCUGGGGCCCAUUGCCUGACAGCCUGGAGGGCGACGGACCUUUCUAUGAACGGGACUAUGAAUAUGAGCGGCACCAUGAGCCGCCUGCCUAUGAGCAGAGUCUAACACAGGGAAACCCCCACCCUCAUCCACUCCCGCAUCCCAGAUCACCAAGAACUGCUCGUCAAGGGCCUCCCCUGCACCCACGUCGUAUGCCUAAUGGCUACCGUUCCUCCUCGCCCUCCCCGCACCGGCGCGACCCCCACCCAGGCCCACACCGGCCGCCCCAUGGCCGUGGGCCCCGGAAGGGGUUGCACGAACAGUAUAGCGAGACGGACGAGGAUGAUUGGUGUUAGUGUGCAGGGUGACCAGGAGGGGGCACCAUUCAAUUUAUACCAAGAUGUUUAUGCACUGCAGCAGGGAGAGAGGGGGUGGAAGGGGAAACGCAAACAGGGCGAAUGCCCCAUUGUGAGACUCUGAGCCUUGGAGCAGCACAUACAGCUCCCCUACUCCCUCUCUCUCUAAAGCUUUCUCCUGCUCUCUGGACUACGUUUCCCAUGCUGCUCAGCACGCAAGGGAAUGGGAGCGUAUGAGCGAGAAUUGGGGUGGUUGCGUUUAGAUGGACUGAACUUUUAAAGAUCAGAGUCGUUGUGUUUAAAUGCUCCACUUCAAACUAAGAAAGACCGAAUGCUUCUUGCCCGAUGGAAAAAAUGAGAAGCAACAUUCUCUUUCAAUCAAAACAAAAACAAAAAAGAAGAAAAAAAAAGAAUUGUGAAAAAGAAGCCAGAACCCAUUUUCCCCCUCACAUCUAUGCCUCUUGAAAAGACCCAAAAAAUAAAAAGGGAAGAAAAAACAGACAUUGUUAAAGGAAAAAGCAAGUGUUCUUGUGAACGAGAGCUCUACCUACUGCAAAACCAGCCCCAUGUGCUGGCCGAUAUCGAUGAGUUUUAUCAUCUGCGUUUACUGUUACCAACUCAAGAUGCUGAGUGACUUCAUCACUUGGGGGAGGGGUUAAUCAAAGAGGCAUGGUUUAUGAAAGGACCCAGUGCAGGUGAGGAGGCGGGUGGGUGUGGCACACCGAAACCCCACCCACAAACUGCUACACGGUCCUGACAAGGAAAAGGCCGUGGAAAAAGAACGAAACGGCAGAUGAGGAUGGGACGGAAAGACUAUUACCUCUUCAGAAUGUCUUCAAUUGAUUACUUCUUUUCGAACAUUUGGAGCUUGGUUAUUCUGUUGCAUUUGCUCAGCUUUCUUUGAUAUUUUUGGACUAAAAUCUGAUGGAAACUUGCAUGAUUGAUUUAAAAAAAUAUAUAUAUAUAAAUAUAUAUAAAUAUAUAUAUCAGACAGAAGAUUUACUGUGGGAAGGGGGGUGAUAGCUCUCUUUUUUCCAUUCAGUUGGAAGUUCUUUCUCUCGUUUUCUCCCUGUUGCUCUUGCCAUGUCUACAGAUCUUUACAUGCUGAUGGAGUUUAUAGAUAGACGCAGCAGACCUUUCUAAAUAGCGAGACAGACCUGAGGGUUUUUUCUAUGUUAUAUCCAUCUGAGGAUCCCAGAUGAUGUUCUGCACUGUUUAUUAUUACUUUGGAUUGCACUAAAACGAGCCUGAAUGGUGAAAUCUCCCUCAUUACGGCUCUGUCGGCCAUGGCUGCGAACAGAGAGAGAAACGGGGUGAGAGACAUUUUCCUUUCUAAAGGCUUCAUUUGCUAUUGUCAAUAACAAUAGUCUUUUAAUGAUGAAAACUAUCUUAAUGCAAUUGAUGAAGAUAACGGUGAUGCUGAUGAAGAUAGAGGUGAUCAUGUGACUGUUGUCUUGUUUUCGCGAAUUUUGUCUGUUGUGGCCAUCUUGUUUCGAACCUUAUUUUCGGUUCCGUUCACCACAAAUUGGAGUCUAUAAGGAUGCGCUCCUGAUAGCAUCCUGAAGUUUACGUACUUGUGACCUCAGCUGAGUAGAAUAUUCCUAUCUGUAGUGAAUCGUUUGGGUCAGAGCUCAAGAAUGUUUUAAAAGAGAGAGUUGGGGCAUUCAGGAUACCCUCGGGCAGUUUUUGUGUCAGAGUUUUUCAGACAAAUUCAGGGUCCAUUCCAUAUUUAUUUCUUGACAGAAAAAGAUGGUCACACAACAGUGUGAUCUGAUGAAACCGUUUUAUAGAGGGUCAGUUUUUAACCCCUUGAAUUAUUUCACAAGCUAAUGUAGAGUUAAUGCAAGUUAGUAUUUUGGGUGAUGAAUGUUGUUGUUUACUCUUUGUCCAUGUUGUGGUGCUGUUGCGCAGCUUAAACCAGGCUAGACUAUGGACAAACAAUCCCUUAUGAAAAUACGGUCGCCAGAGGGCACUUAAAGAACUUUAGAUUUUGCAGAACUGUCCCCCGAUAGGUGACAAAGCAGGUUUUUUUUCCGACAGGAGUUUUUUGGGAGUUUUGACCUGGGUAGUCUUUGAUCACGUAACUGGAAACAAUUCUUCCACCCUGCCUUCCUGUUCCCUGCCACGGGCAGCUUGUUAUGUCUUUGGCUGCCUGCUCAAUCUGAGACCCCCCUCCUUCUGCUCAGGAUACAAUGAUACAGCCAAACAUAUAUCUCACAGGGGUGUAGAGGUGCCUCCCCUACUGUCACUGAACCCGUCCAGCUGACCCCCACCUAUCGGACCAUCUCAAAACAUCAGAAAAGUCAAAUGUUUAUGAAAUCCCAUUCCAACAGGCUUUCCCCUCCAGACAAUUUUAUUCUCCUAAAUCCUUCAAAAAAAAAAAAAAAUAGACGCAAAUGAGACAUUUGUUGAGAUGUGUUAUGAAUAUAUAUCUAUAAAAUGAUAGUGGGUAGCAUAUCUUUGACUUUUGAUUGCAGACUUGGUGUUUAGCAAAUCGCAGAGUGUUUUUGAAAUUCUAAAGGAGACGUGUGAGAUCUUUUUCUCAUUAGAAAAAGACCAAAAGUCUCAAUUUUCUCUCUAGGAGUAAGUAUUGAGAUGUUAAAGAGAUCUCAUUUCUGAUCUUUCUUUAUGGGAAAGAUGCAAAAAAUGCCAUACAUUAUGAAGCCGAAAAGGAUUCAAUAGGUUUUCAACAUAAGCACUCACUUAUUUCAGAAAAGCUCAUCACAUUCGUCUAAUCUUGAAGUCAGUUGGGCGGUUCUGUAUUUUCUCAAUUUUCUUAUCUUCAUUCUGUCCCAGAGUCAUGGAAUCCACAGUACUUGUUUUCCUAAAAAAUACAAAUAGUGUCAUUUCAUGUGAUCCCUUCUCCUUUCCAACCCAUAUUCAAGACUUUUAGGGAGGAAACCACUGUUUUCUGGGUGUUUGUUGAUGUUUGGCCCACAUUUAUCUACAGCUGGCCCCCAGUUAGCCCCUGGUUCGAUGGCCAUGGGUCUAGAUGAACCUGCAGAGCCACAGUGCCUUCUGUUCUAGUGUCGCACACUAACCCUUCCCCUGCCUCUCUUCCCUCUCCCCUCUAUCUCUCUCUUAAUGUGAUGGACUCACACUACGCCUUAACAAGUCCCCAUGUCUGCGCUGUCUGCUGGGCUUUUUAAAGACAGGGAGGCACGGUUAUAUGCUGAGUUACUCGAGAGUAAUUAAGGGAAAUGACAACCAAGUUCUGUCAGGGUGUCCAUCUAGGAUCUCUGUCUCUCUUAGCAAUGCUUCCUCAAGUGGAUGGCAGCCAUUUUUUGAUUUGUCUCACCCUGCUCGUUCAGAGAGUUGCAUCGAACAUCGGAGGGAUUGUUCUACUUCUCAGGUCUUUAGCAAAAGGACAGAAAGGCUUGUUUUUGUCAGGCAUGAAUGUUAGCUAGACCUUUUGCAUGGUUAAUAAUUAUAUGCCCAUUUAGAAGUUCUCUUGGUCUUGUAUUUCUUUGCCGAAAACACUUGAAAUGCAGGAAAUUUGCUCCAUUUUAGCUCAAGAUGUGGAUUGAUAGAUUAUUAAUUCAAUUUGAUUUUAUUCAUUAUAAAGAGAUAGCAGAAGGUUGUGGUUUUUUAUGGAACAGUUCACCCAAAGAAAGAGAAUUCUGUCAUCAUUUACUCACCUUCAUCUCAUUCCAAACCAUUUACAAACUUUCUUCUUUAGAACAGAAAAAGAGAGAUGUUCAAGGAUUACUGUUGCUUUUUUUCAGAGCAGUUAAAAUGAGUAAGAAUGGAGGCUUUUAAACUUCAAAAAGGUAACAAAAGUUCCAUAUAAGUAGUCCAUGUGAAUAUAUUCCAAGUUUUAUAAAUCAUACGAGAUGUUUGUGUGAAAAACGGACUGAAAUACAAGUUAUUAACUAAAGAUUUUAGAAAUUGGUUGAACCGAUUGACAGAACCUGUCAGAAUGAUUCAUUAACAAAUUAGAAAGAUCCUAGAAAGGCUUAAAUUUGGCAUUAGGAGUAAAUUGCAAUUACUUUUUAUUUUCUAUUGUGAUGCAUAUACAAAUAAAACAUAUUGAAGUGGAAAAAAAUGCAUGUUUUUCCAAUCAAGAAUUGAUUGGGCACAUGAAUUAAAAAAUGAUGUGCAUGGAUAAAUCAUUUAUUAUAAACAUGGCAGUAUUCCAUUCAUUCAUGGGGAGUUUAAAUAUAGCACAGAAGUAGAUUAAAAAUUUCACACACAAGAAAUUAAGUCAUCUUGCUUUAGAUAAAAUGAGGGUGAAUGAUAUCAAGAAUUUUCUUUGUUUGGGUGCACUGUCCCUUUAAGAGUUUACAAAUAUAAUUAUGACCGGUUCAUCUUUCUUUGGCUCUGCUUGUUCAUCAGUUUAGUUUUGACCCUCUUUUGCUCUCAGUGUCAAUGCCUUUAUUGCUUUGUUUUCAACUCGCAUCUUCAUUUUCUGUCCCAACCGAAGCCAUUUUCAGUUUUCAACACACAAGAGAAUCAUCUUAGAUACACAACACACUUGCAUUUGAGCAUGUGUUGUUUGUUUCGUAUCGUCCUUGUAGAACAAAGCUGUAUUUUCUUUCUGUUUCAUACAAAAUAAGGGCUUUCCUUCAAUGGUUGAGUGCUGCCAAAACAAGUAACCCUCUAUGUAGCUACACCACUUCCUGUGGUCUCCCUUUGUACAGAACAGAACUACAUGUGUGUGCAUGCUAACGUGUGGGGGAACUGGAGAAAAGGGAGGGGGUGAUGGGUAAUGUAGUUUUUCUUCCCUGUAUGUAUGAGAGCAAGAACUUGAGGCACAGCUGUGGCCAGCACAGGCAAUGUGCAUGCCAAAAAACAAAACAAAAAACAUCUUGUCAAAUGAUAUUGUGCACCUUGGGUAAUUUAGUGCUGGGUUUGCCAAUGCAUUUAUGCUCAGCAUUUACCAUGGCAUACUUCAUUAUCACCCUCAUCUGAUCCAAAUCCAAGAUCGGAUAUGAAUCCAUCACCACUAUUCCAGAAGAUCGGAGGGUUGGGUUCAUCCAUGUGACAGUGGGACAGUCAUCUGCGAGUGUGUGCACGUGUGUCUGCGAGCUAAUUUGAAGGCAAUUCGUUUCAUAGUGCCUUAAAUGAACAGUUUCCCAUUGACCGUAGAUGCGAAGCCAUCGCGAAAGCGAAGAGGGUCAUCAUGUUUGUACCUCGACUGUCUAUCCAUGUCUAUCUAACUUGUUUUGUUGGGUCUAUCAAUCUCUUUCUCUUCUGUAACUCUUGUAUAUCUCAUUCAUAAACUUCCUGCAACAGUCUGUGUUCAUCCUCUUUCUUCAACAUCGUCAUUUUCCUAUGUUUCAUUUCCUCUCAUUCUUUAUGCAUGUCAUGGUCUCUUUAUUCAAGUAGAAUCUAUAUUGAGAUUAUAUUGAUAACUAAUAUGUAAGAAAUCAUAUUUUCAUAUAAAUGUAUGAAUUGUAACAUUAAAACAUAGAUCAUAAUUAUACACAAUUAAAGGAGUAGUUCACACAAAAGUGAAGAAUGUCAAUUUUUUUGAAGGAUUCAAUAUUUUUAGUCUGUACAAUGAACGUCAGUGGGGGUACAAGAUGUUGUUUUUCUCUUAAAAUAUCUUAUUUUGUGUUCUGCAAAUUAAAGAAAAUCACUGAGCGAGUAAUCAAUUACAUAAUUUUCCUUUUUAAGUGCACCAAUGCCAGAAUAGAUGCUUUGCUCUCAAAAAAAUGUAAUAAAAAAAUAUAGCAUUAAAUCAGAGAAAUUAACAGAUUGAAUGUUGCGGUUCUCUAAUAGUAAGCAGAUCACAAGACAGGAAGUGUGUUUUUUGCCCGGUCAGCAGGAGUGCUCGUGUGUGUUGAAGCGUGUGGUGUGAAUGUGCGAGUGUGAGGGGAAGUUCCUGUGAGCGCACAGCCACUGUCACCGUGACACCCACAGACCCGUCCCAUCUCUCAUUAAUCACCCAUAUCCCACCCGCCAUCCAUAUUACUAUUGACCUGAACCAUUUAGAAGCAAAAGAGGAAGUUUAAAAAGAAAAAAAAGGCCAUGAUAAAGAGAGGUAUUUAAUUACUGAUUUGCAUGUGCAAUGUGCAUGCCACUAUGUGGGUUAACAAGUCAACUUCAGGAAUUAUACAAUUUAAAAAGAAAUAUACAGAAAAAGAGUAUAUAUAUGUAUAAAUAUAUAAAUAUAGUAAGAUGUUUUUAUGAGCAAUGUGUUCCUUUUUUCUUCUAUUUUAAAAAAUGAAAAAGACAAAAAAGGGAAAAAAAUAAAAUAAUACAAGAGACAUGAUAAAACUCAAAUAAUGUUUGUUUGUUUCUAUUGCCAACUGUUCUCUGAGAAUUGUAGGUAAGGUGAGCACACAACAUGCUGUGGAAAUGAGUUAAAAAAGAAAAAAAAAGUGAAAAGAUACCCAGUGACUCUCAGUAUGACAGACUGCACAUCACUCUGAUUUAAGAAGAAAUCAAAAACCCUUUUGCUGAUGUUGAGCUGUGAAAGAGGCUGCCUGAAACUGGUGAUGUUACACAUUUAUUCUGGCUAUGAAAAAUUCCCCCUUUUCUCUCUCUUCCUCUGUCUCUCUGUCUCUCUGCUAUUUCUACCAGUGCAUUUUGUAAUUCCGAACAGAACUCUUCCUAAAGAACCUGAAUAAAAACCAGAGAGAAUGCAUUCUAAA